UAUGUAAUUAUUUAAUUAACUAAGAAUUUCUUAUUUGUAUGUUAUGCGGUUAGGCUUUUAAGUUCUACUCUGUUCCGUUACAGUCAAAAAUAUGUGAUUUUUUAUUGUUUUUAAUCUUGACCAGAAACAAAAUACUAGCGAUACAACUUUUAUUUCCACUACACAUGUUUGGGGCCCCGAAAGAUUAUGGUUGAAAAGAAAAAUGAAUAGGAUACUUCGGGUCGAAGAGUCGAACGACAAGUGCGUGCCCCGUCACCUGGAGCUGCUCGUCGAAAGGAUGGGAAAGGACAGGCUCUUCCACGACGUCAAGCCGGGCGACGAGGGUUUCCUCCCGGUCGAAUGCGAGCUCAUCUUCGCCCUGGGGGUCGUCAUCGCCCUCGAAGAGGGUUUCAGGAUGGACGAGGCCUGGAACACGAUCGGCUACGACCGACGUGUCUUCGACUCCCUCUUGAAAAUGUCAAACUUUCGAACGAAAACUGGGACACUUUCCGUCGAACUACUUCUGCCAUUGAGUCAUGGAUUCAGGUUCCACCUCUCAACGGCCAUAAUACUCAACAACUGCACCUUGGUAACUGUCAUUUCUGAAGACAACAAAGGAAAAUGCUUCUCUUCCUCCGCUGCCAUCGAAAACGACAAGUAUUUGAAGACGUCGGAAAAGGGGGCGGCGAUAUUCGAAAAGAUCUCCGAACUCUGCGCCAUCGUGAAAAAGCCGAUUUACCUAGCGAAGCUGAACGCAUGGAGGAGCCUCAAUCAGGUAUUUCCGGACAUUUUCUGCCUUCCAGAGGACGUCAAAAGGUUCCUGUUCAAAAAGCUGAGAGCUCCGGAUUUUGUAAAACUCUGUUCCAGCUCGUCAAAAAUAUCCCCGUAUUUGAACGAAGAUGACAUCUGGAGGCAUUUUCUGAAGAGGGAUUUCAAAUGCGAUCCGGCCAUGAACAAAACGGCAAAAGCGACCUACCAAUCCAAAAUGAUGAACCGUCCUAUGAUAAGGUUAAACACUACCUCAAGUGCAGCACCCGUUUUCGCCAGGAUUGAUGAGCAGUACAGGAACUCGUCUGAAUACUCUUUCGACCUACCGCCCUACCCGGAGCAAUUCAGUUAAUCAAUCGUCUGUUCUUCAAUUAAAAUUGAGCGUUUUUCCUAAAA
This is a messenger RNA of Cimex lectularius (bed bug), 1143 nucleotides long. RefSeq lists its product as uncharacterized. Gene Ontology annotation, molecular function: protein binding. Lineage: Eukaryota; Metazoa; Arthropoda; Insecta; Hemiptera; Cimicidae. Bases 203 to 1099 code for a protein of 298 amino acids. The record is from RefSeq and is a predicted model, not a curated record. The transcript has 4 exons.